Messenger RNA from Staurois parvus, 443 nucleotides. NCBI's taxonomy places the organism in Eukaryota, Metazoa, Chordata, Amphibia, Anura, Ranidae. The record is from the annotation of a GenBank genome assembly.
GUCCGCAGUCUGUGGUCAGCUCCUGUACUAUGGCUGCAGUCUGUGGUCAGCUCCUGUACUGUGUCCGCAGUCUCUGGUCAUCUCCUGUAGUAGGUCCGCAGUCUGUGGUCAGCUCCUGUACUAUGGCUGCAGUCUGCGGUCAGCUCCUGUACUGUGUCCGCAGUCUCUGGUCAUCUCCUGUAGUAGGUCCGCAGUCUGUGGUCAUCUCCUGUAGUAGGUCUGCAGUCUGCGGUCAUCUCCUGUAGUAGGUCCGCAGUCUGCGGUCAUCUCCUGUAGUAGGUCCGCAGUCUGUGGUCAUCUCCUGUAGUAGGUCCGCAGACUGUGGUCAUCUCCUGUAGUAGAUCCGCAGUCCCUGGUCAUCUCCUGUAGUAGGUCCGCAGUCUGUGGUCAUCUCCUGUAGUAGGUCCGCAGUCUGUGGUCAGCUCUUGUACUAUGGCUGCAGU